UCUACUGUCAAACACAUCAAAAAUUUGAACACACACUUACACACACACUUCUGAUGUCACUUCCUGGUGUACAGUAGGUCUUGGAAAGUCCUCAGUUUUCCUCAGCUCAGUGAUGGAGGGGAAGAAGCUGCUCGCGCUGCUCUGCGUCUCGUGGAGUGUUUUCUGCUUGACGGAGUGUGUGUGUCCUGAAGGUCUGUACACAGCAAGUAAUCGACUAGAGUGCUGUCUCUGUCCCAGAGGUUUUCGCUUAAUGAAUGACUGCAUUUCACCUCGAACUCCCCCUCAAAAGUGUGAAGUGUGUGAUCCCGGAACAUAUCUGGAUCACCCAAACAGUGAGCAAAAAUGUGAACGCUGUAAGACGUGUGACAACUUCGCUAACAUGGUGGAAGGACAGCGCUGUACACCUUCCUCUAACACCGUGUGCGUCUGUAAGGACGAUCAUUACUGCGAUAAAGGAGACGAGUGUAAAGUCUGUUACCCCUGCAGCACGUGUGAGUUUGGGAUUAAAGUUCCCUGCAAUCUCACCAGCGACACACAGUGCAACGAAAAAGCGCCUGAAGAGUCCAAAAUCACGACUGCCAUUGCCAUCACUGUGCCGAUAAUUGCACUAAUUGCAGUAACAUUAAUAGUAGUGUUUUUUCUGUGGAAGAGAAAACGGCUUUGUUUUAAAUCAGAUGAAAAGUUCGAAAAUCCUGAGUCACUGGAGCUGUUAGGUGAUACGGAUUUGGAAAGGUUUCUGCCUAGAAUAUCUGAAAUUCUGGGUUUCAAGGUGGUCCGGAACGUGGUGAGGCGCCAAGGCAUGCUGUCUCAGACCAUAAUAGACAACGUAAUGGAUGAAAAUCCUCGUGACGCGAAUGAGCGGGCUUACCAGCUGCUGAAGGCUUGGUACGAGAAACACGGCAUGAAAGGAGCUUACAAAGCUCUGACUGAGAACCUCAUCGCCAUCAACAUGAGAAGUAAGGCCGAGGAGGUGCAUGAACUCAUCAAAGAACUAAGCAAUAGAGGGGAGAGGAGAAAUGGAGAUGUCUAGUUUUCUAAAGGGAGAUUAAAGGCUUUCCAGCUACAGCCAAGAAAAAAUAAAACUGGGAAAAAAAAAACAUUUGCACAUUAUCACAAAUCCAAUAAAGGAGAAAGAGAAGUUUGUUUCUACAGAUAAUAUUUAGUCUGUUAGUUCGAAUGUUGAGUUCUCCUCACCAGCGAAUCACUCCCUGCUAAGCAACGAUCUCCUCCAGGAGAUUAUGGCGGAUGGUUCCACGUAGAAACCAUAAAGCUUUAUGAAGAAGGGUAAUGAUUUAUAAUCGCAUUAUCUGGUGUCGCACAGAGGAGGAUGGGUUCCGUUUUGAGUGUGGUUCCUCUCAAGGUUUCUUCCUCAUGAGGUCUCGGGGAGUUUUUCCUCACCGCCGUUGCCUCUGGCUCGUCUCGUUUAAAUUUAUAUCUGGAUCUGGCCAACACUUUACUUUUUUACUUUUACUUCUUUACAAACUGUUCAUUUUUAAUGUUUUGGUUUAUUGUUCUUUACUUUUGUAGUUAGAUUUGCGUUAUAUAGCGUGAUAUAGCGUUAUAUAGCGUUAUAUAGCGUGGUAUAGCGUUAUAUAGCGUUAUAUAGCGUGAUAUAGCGUGAUAUAGCAAUAGGGCUAUCUUUUCCCUCUAACCAUAAAGCAUGGGGUGAUAGACUCUCAGCUAUAUUUGUGUCACUGUGUUGCACUAGGUUGUUUAUAGUUCAUAGCUUCAUGUUUGUUUAUAUAUAUAUAUAUA
This is a messenger RNA of Pangasianodon hypophthalmus (striped catfish), 1755 nucleotides long. RefSeq names its product Fas cell surface death receptor (gene fas). The coding region runs from base 113 to 1030 and encodes 305 amino acids. The transcript has 8 exons. The record is from RefSeq and is a predicted model, not a curated record. Lineage: Eukaryota; Metazoa; Chordata; Actinopteri; Siluriformes; Pangasiidae. Gene Ontology annotation, molecular function: tumor necrosis factor receptor activity; protein binding. Gene Ontology annotation, biological process: activation-induced cell death of T cells; regulation of stress-activated MAPK cascade; immune response. Gene Ontology annotation, cellular component: CD95 death-inducing signaling complex; membrane raft; external side of plasma membrane.